GUGAUUUAGUAUUGUUCAAUAGUGCUUAGCGUACACGACAUUUCAUUGAUAACCAAGCAAAAGCCAUUAUGAUACCUAACUUUAUUUACUAGACAUUUAAGUUUUCGCUUUUGCAACGUAUUUACUAAUUCGAUUACCCUAGUAGUCGCGUGUAUAAUUAUAAGGAUUUUUAUACCUCUGCACUGUUAAUACAAGUUGAUGCUAAUUUCAAUAUGUUGCAGAUUUGUAUUUGUACUGUGUCUAUAAUUCAAUGCUUCGCACAAUACACUUUCAGAACUUGUAUUAUCUUGGAUAGGAAGUUUGUUGUUUGAAACUUCAAGAUGUCUAACAACAUAAAGAAACAUCGUACUCAGUACUCUUCGCUUAACCAGCUGAAUGAUGAAUCUAAAAUCUCGUAUAAGGGUAAAAGACCAUGGGAUGUCUACAAGAGACUCUCUACCAUACGAAGCUUGGCAGACAAACAUAGAGCAACAGGAAAUGAAGAACAGGCAUAUAUAUUCUUUAAACGCUGGCUUAAUUGUGUCAAUUGGUUAAAAACUACUAAGGAGUAUAAAGAUGAUAAAGUGAUUUACGCAACCAGUUUUCCAGACAGUCAGGUGAAUGAGGUGAAAAAGACAAUCGAUGACCUUGGUCAAAGUCUUCAAAAAUGUUAUAACAUUGAAAAUAACAUAAAAGCAUCUGCAAUAAGUGAUACGAUUAGCGAUAUGCAACUAGAUAUAGAACCUUUGAGUGAAAAAGAUAUUAAUGCACUUGGUAAAGACUUAAUCCUGAGUUUCCCUGAAACUCCCACAGAAGAUCCACUAACAGGCGAUUCUGAUGAGACCAUUACUUGUGUCCAACUUUAUCAACUAAUGCAGAAAUUGGAAAAUAGAAUUUUACUUAUCGAUAUUAGAGGGGCAGAAGAUUUUCAAUCCUCGCAGAUAAAUUCCAAUAGAAUCAUAAACAUUCCUGCAAGUCAAAUAAAACUGGGCGUGCUAGCAAGCCAUUUCGAAAAAUAUUUACGAAAAGAUAAACACGCCUUAGAGCUAUUCAAAUGUCGCGGAGCGCAAUAUGUGGACACUGUGGUUCUACUAGAUUGGAAUACGAAUCAGAAAUCAUUGUCUAGUAGCAAUCGUUUAACUGUAUUCAAGAAGAUUCUAAAAGAAUGGGACCCCGGAAUGCCGUAUAAGAAGAUAACCAUCUUGGAUGGGGGUUAUUCUGAAUGGUUAAACAGUUAUCCAGCCUUCACCACAAAUCCUAACAUAAAAUCGCCGAAUACGCAUGAGGACGCGAUGGAUGAGAUUUUAGAAGAGGUCGAGUAUCCAGACUGGUUGCAUUCAGACGACGAAGAUAAUCCAUUAAAAUCAAUGCAAAUUAAGCCAAUGCCUCCAAGAAACCUGAAGCCCAAUUUGUCAGAUAUAAAGCAGACGGUGCGAGAUAAACCAUCUCUAGAAAAUCAGGUGAUGGAUAACACUAGAUCUUCCUACAUCAUCAGCAACACACAUUCCCACACGAAUUACCCUGAUCAUGCUCAAUCUUACGCGGACUCGAACAAAUUCAAGCACAUAGAAAAUAUAUUUGAUUUGCAAGAAAAUCAGAAGAAAACUUCACAUUCUUUGAAGAACGAAUCUAGUGAUGUUGAUAUCGUUCUUAUUGAACAGGAUGAAAAGACCUUGCAAUCUAAAAAAUCAUCAAACAAAUCAUCUAUAAAUGAGUCGACAAUUCCAAAGCCAAUUGUAGAUCGGAGUAGCAAGCCUACAUCUUUAACAAUGAAUAAUAACGACUCCGAAGCUGUAAUGGUUCUGAUGAGACGACUUAAUGAAGUCACCAAGAGUCAAGAAAAAUAUGAGAAAGUGAAAUUCAAUCUCGAAAGCGAGCUCUUUCGGAGGUACGACGAUGAGACUCGAUAUUCGAAUGAGGAACACGAAAUAGAAUCUCGUAUUAAUCAGCUGGGAUCGAAUUUGGAAGAUAUGAGAAAGCAAAAUCCUGAGAUCAGACAGGAAUUAGCGAAAUUCCAAAAGGACGACGUAAUAUUGAAUCCUGCUCAUCAGAAGGAAAAGGUUAAAUUGGAUUUGAGUAUCGGUUCUGCAGAGCAAAGACUCAGAGAAAUAGCUAUUGAACGAAAAAAACUUUAUGGAAAAGUGCCUGAGAGAGAAGAGAAGAAAAAGUUCCUGAUUAAGAAACCGAAUGAGGAUGAGAUACACAAGGAACCUUUGAAGAUGGAUGGACCAUCUAGCAAUGGUGGUCUCAAACGCUCUUAUUCUAGUCCAAACCUUGCGCAGCUGGAUGAUCGAAAAGUACCUGAAGUGGACAGAUCUUCAAAACCCCAACAGCAGAAUAAUCGGAACCAAGCUGGUCUAAACAACAACAGCAAUGUCAAAUAUGCGCCAAUAAGUUGGCGAGAUCGUGAGCAAAGAAUGGAUCCAGUUUUUCGAACUGUGCAUCCGGGCAUCACGGGACUGAAAAACCUGGGUAACUCUUGUUAUAUGAACAGCAUAAUACAAUGCUUGAGUAAUACUGCUUGCCUGGCCAAAUACUUCAAUGAUAAUAUGUACCUGGAUGAACUCAAUACUAGCAAUGAAAACGGAACGCAAGGUCAGGUUGCCGAGGAAGUCGCCCAGGUGAUCAAAGCACUCUGGAGAGGACAGUACAAGAGUAUAUCACCGCGCGAUCUCAAAGUAGUCAUUGGUCAAUAUAAACUACAAUUUGAGAGUUACGAACAGCAAGAUUCUCAUGAAUUUCUGACAUUUCUCUUGGAUUGGAUGCACAAUGAUCUCAAGCGGAAAGUGAAAGUGCGCAUUGACAGACCACUGAGUGUGGCUGAAAAAGAAUGGGACAAGGCAAUGGGAAAUCAGAGAUCAAUCAUAUCCGAUCUCUUCUUUGGACAGCUGAGAUCAAGUAUUUUUUGUGCGACAUGUGGAAAUAGUAGUACCACGUAUGAGACCUUCAAUAGCCUCACAAUGUCCCUACCUCAUUCUAACAGAUGUACACUAAAUGACUGUAUCAAAAAAUUCGUAAGCGGGCAAAAGGUGUCCGGCUGGAAGUGUCCAAGUUGCAAGGUAGCGCGCGAGGCUACAAAGAAAUUUGACUUUGUAAAACUUGCUCCCAUAGUGGUAGUGCAUUUGAAUCGCUUCGGCGAAAGUGACGGGUGGCUCGAGAAGAGAAAUACGGCUGUUGACUUUCCUCUGACUGGAUUCAACCUGAAACCAUAUUUGGUGACGGAUGGUGAUAAUACGACAACGGCAACCAAUCCGCAUCAUUAUAACUACAACCUCUAUGCCAUGUCAAAUCAUUAUGGAACAAUGGAAGGCGGCCAUUAUACUGCCUUCUGCAGAAGUGCUACUCAGAAUAAGUGGUACAAGUACGAUGACCAUACUGUGACCGAAGUCUCACCUGGCCAAGUGAAAUCACAGAAUGCCAGUGCUUACCUUCUCUUCUACACAUCCUUUCCAAAUGAUCCUUAUACAUUCAUUUAACGACUAAAUCUAUAAAUUACUACUAAACCUUAACACGAGGUUGGCGCGCGUAGCUUACUUAUACACGAAGCUUCCAUAGAUUUACAAGGACAGAAUUUUAUACGUGUAUAAAACGUAAUAUACGAUAGUACUGCGUUGUCUUUUAAGAGGGAUGCUGAUCUAGAUAAAAAUGCUUGCCAACCUUGUAAAUAUGUAAAUACGAACGGAGGAAUAAGAUACGUUUAGUUCAAGCUUAGCUCGGGCACGCUUAUUGAUAGCCAUUUUUUAUCGAUACUUUGUUAUCAAAAAUAUUUGAUAACAAUUACCUCGAUUAAUUAGAUAAAAUUGUUAUUAUCCUUUCAUUCGAGCUUUAUACUUGUUCAGAGUUGCAUUUAUUUUGUAUGUCGGGUCAACGAAUUUGGAUUUCCUUUUAUCUUUUUCUCUAACACCUAUUUCUUCUUACCCUCAGUCUUUACAUAUUUCAAAUAUGUACAUUCCUUCUGAAACCUUUUUUUCCUCAUUUUUGUGUUCAGAGAUGUAAAGAUUAUGAUUUAUCAAGUAAGAUGAAACAAGUCUCAAUUAAAGCGCGAGACAACGGCCCCUAUGUAUUGUGUCACUUGGUACAUAUGUAAUUAUUGUACAUUAUUAUAUGAAGAUUAUUUAAGGUACAGUGCUUGUAACACUGGCCACAAAUAAAAUAUAACUUUGAAACUUUUUCAAAAC
Molecule: messenger RNA, 4157 nt
Organism: Cephus cinctus (wheat stem sawfly)
Lineage: Eukaryota; Metazoa; Arthropoda; Insecta; Hymenoptera; Cephidae
Gene: Usp8
Product: ubiquitin carboxyl-terminal hydrolase 8
Exons: 12
Coding region: 321-3455 (1044 amino acids)
Biological process (GO): protein deubiquitination
Molecular function (GO): cysteine-type deubiquitinase activity
Source: RefSeq, a predicted model, not a curated record